AUGGAAACUUCCCCUCUAAUGUCUAGUCAAAACCGGGAAACAAUAUCCUCAGAAUCAAUGGCACUUCGUGCCUCUAACCCUACUGUAUCAAAAUUUUCAAUAUAUCCAGAGUAUAUGAAGCAGGCUCAAAAAAGACCUAGCGAAGAUACCACCAAAAAUAAAUCAUUCAGUAAAAAACCAAAACAGAAUAAAGAAAAAGGCGAUAAGAAAGAUUCUAAUACUGUAAAAAAACUUAUUACAGAAUUAACAUCCAACACCUCUGAACAAAACACAGAUACGAUAACUUCUUACCCAGUAACAGCUACCGAAACCGACCCACUACCUAUCGACUUUCUAAAUUUAUAUACUAAAAUUACCUCUGCUGAAAGUGAAAUCCAAAAACCAAACCAGAAUAUAAUUAUCCAGUAUUAUAACUUUGGAUUAGGUAUAGCAAAACGCUUCAAGUUCUAUUAUGAAAAAUCAUAUAAUGUAAAUGACGCUAAUAGUGAAGUUAAAAAAGAAAUCGAAAAACAACUUCCUGAUGGUACUUCUGAAACUACUAUUCGGAAGAGAAAAGAGAGAGCCCAAAAGAUUUUUCACCUCUUUAGUAAGAUAGGAACGGAUAAAAUAGGACGAGUGAAGUCUUUUUCUGCAUUGAUGAUCUCUAAAUUAACUGUGGAUCAAAUUAACCAUGUAAUAUCUCAAAUUCCAGAUAAAACACCAACAGAAUCAUUCGUAUAA
Racocetra persica is the source of this 720-nucleotide messenger RNA. The record is from the annotation of a GenBank genome assembly. NCBI's taxonomy places the organism in Eukaryota, Fungi, Glomeromycota, Glomeromycetes, Diversisporales, Gigasporaceae.